This is a messenger RNA of Rattus rattus (black rat), 2565 nucleotides long. It is a transcript of the gene Lmntd2, whose product is annotated as lamin tail domain containing 2. Gene Ontology annotation, molecular function: structural constituent of chromatin. Gene Ontology annotation, cellular component: lamin filament. Lineage: Eukaryota; Metazoa; Chordata; Mammalia; Rodentia; Muridae. Gene Ontology annotation, biological process: chromatin organization. The record is from RefSeq and is a predicted model, not a curated record. Bases 266 to 2485 code for a protein of 739 amino acids. The transcript is spliced from 13 exons.
AGCCCCGCCCCACUGCAUUCCAUUAGCUCGGAGGCGUGUGUCUCCCGCCCUAUACCCACUCCCAUUGGCGGCUUUUCUCCCACCACGCCCCAUUGGCUCGUUACUCGGUCCCGCCCCGGAGGCAACCAGGUGUGGGCGGGGCCCUGAGUAGGUAGGGGCAGGAUCCAGUCGCCUGGGAUGCUCACCUCUGUUGAUCAACGCGGAAGCGCGUCCGCAGCUGCGUUCGCGCUGGGUUGAUUGGCCCAGCUCCUGACCAACAUCGAGAAUGGCCCCUAAGUCUUGCCAGGAGUCUGAAGAUGAGCAGGUGUCCCCAGCUCCAGCAGGUGUACAGCCAGACAGCAGUGACUUAGGGUCUCCAGUUGGCACACCUGUGGCUAGAGUGGCUUCUUCCUGUCCUCAGAGCGCGAAGCUCUACACAUCUACACCAAUGAGCUGCUCUGUCAAGCAGCAGUUAGCCCCUGAAACCCUGGACCCACGUACCCUGAGGCUGUUAUGGGAACAAAGAGAACUAGAGAUCCAGGCACUUCGGUGGGCUGUUCAGAAUGGCCAGAAUGCCCGAUACUACUACAUCCUGCAGGAGGUGGCAGGGAUUCCCCCUGAGCGGGACUCCAAAAGACAAGACAAAUUCCUGCGGAACCAGGUCCAGAAGCUUACCCUGGAGCUGAAAGCACAGAAGGAACAAGCCCAGCAGGAGAAACAGCAGUUGGAGGAGAAACUGCAGCAGAACCUCUCUGCAAUGCAGCAGCUGGAGGCUGAGCUUCAGUCCUUUCAAAAAUCAUGCCUUCUACAGCUAGCCCGUUCCUCUUGGGUGGGACGCACGCUGAGGUCUCAGACUGGCAGUGUGGAGGUGGUUACUGCAGAGGUUCUAAGGGACGUCAGUGACUCUUCUCAGUGUGCUGAGGUUCCCAAUACUGGGGAGGGUUUCCGGUUGGAGGAUGUAGAUUGGAACAGCAUUGCCCACCGAUAUCCCAACCUCUUCUCCAGCUUGAGUUUCCAUUCGGAUCAAAAACUGUCCCAGCCCCCGGCCUCUGAAGUGGAUGCCUGUGACUCGGAGUGUGCUACCAAGCACACAGAGAAACCUACCAAGACCCUGGAGUGGAGCGCCUUGCCUUUGGUGGACACCAGUAGCUCGGAAAGUAUCGAGUCUGACAUCAGCAGCAGCCAGAUGGUUCUGGAUUCUGGAGCAAAGAAGACGACUGGCCACCCACCCCAGGGAACAAAUUUAGCUGCCUCUGAGCAGAUGCAGGAAUGCACAAGGAGCGUCAAUGGAUACACAGAAGGUGGAGUUGGCUGCAUCUCCCUUUCACACUUUAGCAACCUCUCAUCUCCUCUCAUCUCUGCCCAGAGUCCUGUUCAUGUCUUCAGCCCCCAGGGUCCAGCUGCUUCUGCCCAGGAUCUGAACCCAGUGUUUGUUUCCCUAUUAUGCAGACCCUUGGUCUGGCCUCUCAGGGAACAUCUCCCAGACUCUUUCUCAUGUUCUUCCCCUCAUAAAGGACUUCUUUUUCUAGAUCUUCAUAAAAGCUGGUCGCCCUCAUGUAGCAAGACUGUUUUGGAGUCCUAUACGGACCUUCAGCACCCAUAUACAAGACCCCAGUUGAAUCCAUUUGGCUGCUGCUUGAAGAUUGCUGCUGUCAGCCACCGAGAGAAGUUCAUCCGCAUUAUCAACCAGUCACAGGCAGAGACAGUUGACCUGGGUGGCUUUGUCCUGCAGCAGCUUGUUAGGGACUUCCCUGUGUGCAUGUACCGCUUCCCACCUGGUACUCUGCUAGCCCCGCAGCACCACAUCACGGUAUGGGGCGAAGGAACCAGCAGAACCAAGAAGCAGCUGCCAGUGUCCUCAGGCCAGGACCCUUUCCAAUUCCAAUCUAGCCGAGGCUGUGUGACGAUGCUAGUCAACCCCCAGGGACAGGUCCUCAGCGAGCAUCAAGCUGUACCCUGUGUGACUCUGGGCUCAAAGAUCUUCACCGACAACACCGACUGGUCCAUUGACCGCUUCCCACUCUCAGAGUCCGAGCCCAAUGUUGACCCUGGUGAACAGCAGUAUCAACCUUCAUCACCACAGAAGGGUCGGGCAAAGGUUGCUGGGGCCAGGCACAAGAAGCCACGGCCAGGGGUUCGUCAGCAAAGGCUCUCCAGCACUGGUGGACGGAGGGCCUCACGACCUCUUCGCCCCACAGAGACCCGGGAUAUCUUGCCACUCCUAAGCACCCGAAAGCUUCUUCCCUUUGGAGAAGGUCCUGCACAGCAGGAAGGUGUGAAAACUGAGCUAUCAGAGCUCCUGCCAGUGAUCCCAGAGUGUUCCUCGAGAGUGUGUCUUGAGGACUCACUGGGUAGGCAGGAGCGCAAGGUCCAGGUAUGCCGGAAAACUGUGGACCUGAGUUGCCCCAUGGUGGCCCUGUCAGUACAGAGCACAGCUGAGAGCAGAUAUGGCUUCCGCUUCCUCUGCUAUCCUCCCAUCACUGAGGAAUUGUGUCGGCGGUUGUAGGUCAGCCAGGCCAGGCAGGCAGUGCCAGCUUCAUAAUUUAUUGAACCAACCAUUGCUUAUAAAGUAAAGCACAUUUCUGC